Orcinus orca (killer whale) is the source of this 471-nucleotide messenger RNA. RefSeq names its product testis expressed 51 (gene TEX51). The record is from RefSeq and is a predicted model, not a curated record. The coding region runs from base 1 to 471 and encodes 156 amino acids. The transcript has 5 exons. NCBI's taxonomy places the organism in Eukaryota, Metazoa, Chordata, Mammalia, Artiodactyla, Delphinidae.
AUGCUGCUUCUCCUGCUCAGCUGUCUCUUGCCCACCACCAAUGGGAAGAGCUGCCUCCACUGCUGGCCAGAGCCGCCUGCACUGAUAGACUAUGACCUGCAGAUUCUAUGGGGCACCCCAGGGCCACCUGUGGAGCUCUCCCACAGUCAAGACCAUUUGGAGGAAACAGCAGGAAUAUUAUUCACUCACAUAGAUAAAGCCAUUAAGAAGUUUCGAGAUGAUAAACCAUCACUUCUGGAAGAGGUUCAUGUCCUGAAGCAGCAGUUUUCCAAGCAUCUGGAGGACCUAUGUGAAGAGCUGAAGAAGAAGGACAUCCGCUCCACACUGGAGGUCAUCAGCUGUGCCAACUGCAAGACACACUUCCUCACCUGCCAAGACCCCACUCUCUGCCCAGGGACCAGGAGGAACUUCGUGUGGGCUGUGAGCCUCGGCAUUGCUCUGCCCCUGGCGGCCCUAGCUGGAGGUGGCUGA